UGAAGCUCUGUCUACACUACAGUUUUGAAAGAGUUAAUCGUGGGGAGAUUUAGAGUGAAUUUGUAAGGAAAAUGAGUAUGUUAGCUGGGUUAUUGACAAAUUCAAUUCAGGCAAACCUCUUACUAUGAUAUGACGAGGGGAAGGGGAAGGGGAAGAAAUGUAUGGAACGCCAUGCUUAGAGAACUUUCUUACCAGUCACUUGCUCAAGCACAAGUUUAAACAUUCGGCACGCUAUUUGUUAUUUGGAUACCAGGCAAUGCACAUAGCUAGUCCGGUACAUAGUUGUCAAGGAUCAGGCUUAGAAGAGAGAAAGACGAUCUGCAAUGGGUUUCAAUGGGUUAUCUCCAUGGGCAACGGACUGAUUGGUAUGUAUUCGAAAUGUGGGGAAGUUGAGGAUGCUCGCAGAGUGUUCGAUAAAAUGCCUCAUCGUGAUGUUAUCUCUUGGAAUGCAACGAUUUCUUCUUGUACCCAAAAUGGGUAUUACAAGGAGGCACUCAGGCUAUAUCAGCAAAUGGAAGAACCCGAUAUGAUUACCAUUGCAACUGUUCUCCAUGCGUGUGCCUCCUUAGCUGAUGUAUCAGAGGGUAUGGCCAUUCACGAAUACGUUAUCAAAAGCGGGCUUCAACUGGACCUCUUUGCGAGUACUUCGCUGAUAGACAUGUAUGCCAAGUGUAACAAGAUAGAAUCGUCACGCCAAAUAUUUGACAAAAUGUCUCGAAAAGAUGUGGUCCUCUGGAAUGCCAUGAUUGCAGGGUAUGCGCAUAAUGGAUAUUGUGAUGAAACAUUAGCUCUCUUUCGAGAAAUGCAACUUUCAGGCUUAAAGCCUACCCAUGUAACCAUUGCAAGUGUUAUGCCAGCAUGUGCCCAGUUGACGCUUCUACAGUAUGGGAAAUCAAUUCAUGCAUAUGUGGUAAGAGGUGGAUUUAACUCAAAUGCUUUUGUAAACAGUGCUCUUAUAGACAUGUAUGCUAAAAAUGGGAGCAUGGAGAUUGCACGGAAAGUGUUUGACAGAAUGUCUCAAAGAGAUGUAGUUUCAUGGACUGCAAUUAUUACAGGAUAUGGGUUGCAUGGUCGCAGUGAGGAAGCCUUGACACUCUUUAACGAAAUGAGCAAUUCAGGCACAAAGCCGGAUCAUGUAACCUUUGUUGCUCUACUCUCUGCUUGCAGUCAUGCAGGCCUGCUGAGUAAAGCUUGGCAAUACUUUAAUCUCCUAAGUCAUGAUCAUAACGUAACUCUUGGUUUGGAGCAUUAUGCAUGCAUGGUCGAUCUUCUCAGUCGAUCUGGGUGCCUGGAGGAGGCUUAUAACUUCAUUUCAAAGAUGCCAAUGAAACCCACUUCUGGAAUAUGGGGAGCCUUGUUGGGUGCCUGCAAAAUUCAUUGUAAUGUUGAGCUUGCAGAAUGUGUGGCUGAAAAACUCUUUGAGUUAGAUCCCAGGAAUGAGGGUUACUAUAUUGUGUUGUCAAAUAUUUAUGCUGCGGCAGGAAAAUGGAAUGGUGUAGCAAAGAUGAGAAAAAUGUUGAAAGAAAGAGGAUUAAGAAAGAGCCCAGGGUGCAGCUGGAUCGAGGUGAAUAACAAAGUUCACGCAUUUGUUGGAGAUGAUAGGUCACAUCCAGAAUCAGAAGAAAUAUAUGCAAUGCUGGACAGCUUAUUUAGACUGAUGAAAUGUUCAGGUUAUGUGCCUGGCACUAACUUUGUGCUUGAUGAUGUAGAGGAUGAGAAAGAGAGAGAAAGAAUUCUGUCUAGUCACAGUGAGAAGUUGGCUAUUGCUUUUGGGAUCAUAAAAACAGGUCCUGGUAUACCCAUUAGAGUCACAAAAAAUCUUCGCAUAUGCGGUGAUUGCCAUAAUGCAACCAAGUUCAUUUCAAAGAUUGUUGGACGCCAGAUUAUUGUGAGAGAUAUGAAUCGUUUCCACUGUUUUAAGGAUGGACUUUGCUCUUGCGGAGAAUUUUGGUAAUUCAUAACCUAGCAGCAAAAAGGAGUUGUCUUUUCUUCAUUCACCUGAAUGCUUAGCGAAGCAUGACAAAUUAGCUCCUCUCUUUUCUUUUUCUAAUUAUAAUAUUUGGAUUGCCCUAGCAGUCUUUUAUGUUCAUAUUUCAUACUAAGUUAUCUAACCUCUAUAUUUGACAUUUUUCCAAGGUCUCAAAUCUUUCAGAGUUAGAAAUGAGACUGAUAAAACGUAUAUGAGACCAUUCACUAGAAUAAGGGCUCUAGAACUGAUGUUCUAGAAUCUGGUUACUCCCAUAUGGUAUAUAGGAGUUCUAGAAUCUGGUUACUCCCAUAUGGUAUAUAGGAGUUCUAGAAUCUGCUUCCUCCCAUAUGGUAUAUAGGAGUUGAUAGCCUCACUGUAGCCGCAAAACUUUUUUAUAUGAUUCUCAUUCUUCCAAACAAUAUGAGCAUUAAUUUCAACCAAUUAAGAGCUCUUUUUCCAUGCCUAAUAUAGACAAUUGAAAACUUGCACUAGGAGAGGGGUUAUGCCCCCGACAAGUUGCAAGAGGUUAUUUUAAUUGAAAAUUAAAAUCAAUCACUUGGAAAUCAACUUAACAUGGAAAAAGUGUACCAAAAAUUGUCAUCCAUUCAUAUAAUUUAAAAAAAAUGAUUAAUUAGUCUUCAAAUUAAUUGAUUUGGAAGCGGGAUGAAAUUGAUUGAAUCUUCAUUUUAUCAUUUUGACUUGUAAAAGAACUAGAAUG
Messenger RNA from Cryptomeria japonica (Japanese cedar), 2687 nucleotides. Its product is annotated as putative pentatricopeptide repeat-containing protein At3g23330. Gene Ontology annotation, biological process: RNA modification. Lineage: Eukaryota; Viridiplantae; Streptophyta; Pinopsida; Cupressales; Cupressaceae. Bases 158 to 1954 code for a protein of 598 amino acids. The record is from RefSeq and is a predicted model, not a curated record. The transcript has a single exon. Gene Ontology annotation, molecular function: protein binding; zinc ion binding; RNA binding.